Molecule: messenger RNA, 1800 nt
Organism: Schistosoma spindalis
Lineage: Eukaryota; Metazoa; Platyhelminthes; Trematoda; Strigeidida; Schistosomatidae
Source: the annotation of a GenBank genome assembly
AUGACAUCAAAUGCCACAGUAACAAACAAUUCAACGACUGACAGAGUUGUAAAAAGUAUCCCUCAUCCUCCCACUCACCGUUUGACACUUGAAGAAGUCUUUGAUAGUAAAGGAGAACCUCGGAUUAAAGAAUUGAGGCAACAUUUUAUACUCGAAGGUCGAGUUACAGAACAAGUUGCCCUAAGGAUUAUUCGUUCUGGUGCAGCGUUAUUACGAGAUGAAAAUACAGUUUUGGAUAUUGAUGCCCCUGUCACCGUCUGUGGAGAUAUUCAUGGACAAUUUUUCGAUUUGAUGAAAUUAUUUGAGGUUGGGGGAGAUCCCGCAACAACUAGAUACCUUUUCCUUGGAGAUUAUGUGGAUAGAGGAUAUUUUAGUAUUGAGUGUGUUUUAUAUUUAUGGGCAUUGAAAAUUCUUCAUCCAACAACAUUUUAUCUUCUACGUGGUAAUCAUGAAUGUCGACAUUUAACGGAAUACUUCACUUUUAAACAAGAAUGUAAGAUAAAAUAUACAGAAGAAGUUUAUGAAGCCUGUAUGGAAGCAUUCGAUUGUUUACCGUUGGCAGCUUUAAUGAAUCAACAGUUUUUGUGUGUUCAUGGUGGUCUUUCUCCGGAAAUUCAUACUUUGGAUGAUAUACGUCGUAUUGAUCGAUACAGAGAGCCUCCUGCGUUCGGUUCAAUGUGUGACCUUUUAUGGUCUGAUCCGUUAGAAGAUUUCGGGAGUGAAAAAUCAUUAGAUCAUUUCUCUCAUAAUUGUGUUAGAGGUUGUUCUUUCUUUUUCAGUUAUGAUGCUUGCUGUGAUUUCCUACAGACCAACAGUCUUCUCUCUAUAAUACGUGCACAUGAAGCUCAAGAUGCUGGUUAUCGUAUGUACCGAAAAAAUCAAGCCACUAAUUUUCCUUCACUCAUCACCAUAUUUAGUGCCCCUAAUUAUCUUGAUGUGUAUAACAACAAAGCUGCUAUACUUAAAUAUGAAAAUAAUACAAUGAAUAUACGACAAUUUAAUUGUUCACCUCAUCCUUAUUGGCUUCCAAACUUUAUGGAUGUUUUCACUUGGUCUUUACCGUUUGUUGGUGAAAAAGUCACAGAAAUGCUUAUGAAUGUUUUAAGUAUAUGUUCUGAUGAUGAAUUAAUGAAAGAAGGUGAUGACACGUUUGAAGGUGGCACUGUAGCUGCUCGUAAAGAAGUGAUUCGUAAUAAAAUACGUGCAAUCGGUAAAAUGGCUCGUACUUUCACAGUGCUAAGAGAAGAAAGUGAGUCUGUAUUUGAACUGAAAGGCUUGACACCAAAUGGGAUGUUACCAUUAGGUGCACUGUCUGGAGGAAAAGAAUCAUUAAAUAAAGCACUUUCUGGUGUUUCACCUAGAAAUAAAAUCAUCUCUUUUGAGCAAGCGAAAGCAUAUGACCAGAUUAAUGAACGCAUGCCUCCUAGAAGAGAUAGUUCAGCAUCAACUAGCACUGGUACUUCCGUUCGAACGUUUGGUUCCACAUCUCGUCAAAGCGACAGAAGACCAGCACCUAAUCCACCUGUUGUCACUCCUAACACUGUAGAUUCCACUCAAGUCUCCAGUUAUCGGCGUGUCAGCGCGAAAAGCAAUACUAGCCGAACAACUGCUGAUGAAAACGACACACAUCGUUCAUCAAGUUCUGGUGGUCUCCGGAAUAGUAAUGGUGAGACUGACAUAAAUUCCGUAACAAAAUCGGCACAUGCCACAUUAAAUUCGUAUCCAUCAAUUUCACCUAAUAUUCGAGAUACAAAUCCUCGAAUACCGGCUACUAGCUCUGAUAAUUCCACUAAAAAGUAA